AUGGCACCUUCAGCUCUCUUCGCUUUCUUUCUCGGCAUCGUAGCUACGGCCUCGGCCGCACCUCACCAAGCGCGCGCCAAUGGUAGCUCUGAUGCACCCACCGUCCAACUGCCCGCCGGCUCCUACUAUGGGCUCUACAAGCCCGCGUACGAGCAGGAUGAAUUCCUAGGUAUCCCGUACGCCCAGCCGCCCGUCGGCGACCUGCGCUUCCGGCCGGCCCAGCCACUCAACCAGACUUGGGAUGACCCGCGCAACGCAACCGAGUACUCGCCCCAGUGCUUCGGGUACGGCAGCGACACUUGGGUUCUCGGAAACUACGUGUCCGAAGACUGCCUCACCAUCAAUGUCGUCCGGCCCCACGGAAUCGCCCCGGACGCCAAGCUUCCCGUCGCGGUGUGGAUCCACGGCGGCGGCCUCACCAACGGCGGCGCCUCCGACCCCCGAUACAACCUCACUUUCAUCGUCGAGCAGUCGGUCAAGAUGGGCACCCCGUCGUGCGCUGAGGUCGCCGAGGCGGGGUCCGGAAACCUGGGCUUCCGCGACCAGCGAGUCGCCCUUGAGUGGGUGAACGAGAACAUCGCCUCCUUUGGUGGCGAUCCCAACAAAGUCACUAUCUGGGGCGAGAGCGCCGGGGCCCGUAGCGUCGCCACGCAGCUCUUGGCCUACGGCGGCCGGGACGACGGGCUCUUCCGCGCGGCGGUCAUGCAGAGCGGGACGGGGCUCGAUAACUCUUUCAACGAGGUCCCGAGCGAGACGGAUGCCGACCAGGAUGCGUACGAUAGUAUUGUGGAAGCGGCUGGAUGCUCGUCGACCGAUGAUACUCUCCAGUGCCUUCGGGGACUUUCCGCUUCGACUCUGAGCGAUAUCUUCAACAAGACGACCAGCCCUGGGUUCGGGAGCGUUGUCGAUGGAGAAUUCCUGACGCAGCCGCGUUCCGAACUGGUCAAGGCUGGCCAAUUCGUGUCCGUCCCCAUCUUGAUCGGCACCAACUUUGACGAAGGCACCCAGUUCGGAAAGAAGGGUAUUGAUACGGAUGAGCAAUGGGCCGAGUACGUGGCGUCCUCGGGCGCCAGCAAUGCCACCAUCGAGGCGAUCUCCGCUCUUUACCCGGAUAUUCCGAGUAUCGGUCUCCCCGCCACCUUGGACGGCAGGCCCUCUGGUGAUCUCGCCACUUACGGCCAGCAAUGGAAGCGCGUCGUCUCUUUCAGCGGAGACCAGAGACAGCACGCCGCACGGCGCUGGUUCGCACGCCAAUGGGCGGGCCGGAACCAGACAGCGUACACGUACCACUUCAACGUUUUGGUCAACGGCCUCUCUCCGGCCCAGGGGUCCUCGCACUUCCAGGAGGUUACUUUCGUCUUCAAUAACGUGCAAGGUUUGGGCUACGAGACUGCCGUGGCGAAGAAUCCGUACGAGGGCCAGCCGGAGACGUUUGUAACUCUGGCGGAUACCAUGUCCAGAAUGUGGGUGAGCUUCUUCACAAACAUGGACCCCAACUACAGUGGAGGUAAGUUUUUCCUUGUUCCCCAUAUACUGGCCAAGGACGGUGAAAUGGUACUAAAAACACAAGCCUCUUGCACUCGAUGGCCUACCUACUCUGUUGACAACCCGCGAAACAUGGCUUUCGAUGUCAACGCAACGUCCGUCAAUUAUGUGGAGCCAGAUACCUUUCACAUGGAGCAGAUUGAGUACCAGAUUGGAAAGUACUGGGGCACAGAUGAGAGUCUUGCGGGACACUGA
Messenger RNA from Parascedosporium putredinis, 1740 nucleotides. NCBI's taxonomy places the organism in Eukaryota, Fungi, Ascomycota, Sordariomycetes, Microascales, Microascaceae. The record is from the annotation of a GenBank genome assembly.